UAAUUCUGUCAUGUAUGAAAUAAGUACCUAAUGAUUUCGUGAUAUAUAUAAAAUGAAUGAAUGGGUUAUCAUCUCCGAUCACGUGUUAAAAUCAGACAGAUUUAACAGUUUUAUUGUGUUACUGGAAGGGGAAACUCGUCGACUAGACUAGACUCGGAUUUAGUAAAAUGAGUAAAGCAAAGCCGAAUCCAGCCAAAUUGGCGCUACGUGAUGAGAUAUCGAAGAAAAUCGCAGCCCUGUCUCCAGAAGAGAAGAAGAGACAGUCCGAGAUAGUUUAUCAGAAGCUCAUCAACCACCCAUAUUACAAGUCAUCAAAAAGGAUCUCACUCUUCAUGAGCACUGACCAAGAGGUCGACACAGCGCCGAUAAUUGACAACAUCAGGUCUCGUGGGGCUGCCGCCUUCAUUCCACAGUACGCCGGUGGACGUAUGAAGAUGCUGCGGAUGCAGCUGGGUGAUGAAGAGGUGAUGCCGCAGACCAGGCACGGGAUACAGCAGCAUUCGAAGGAGCAGGUUCGAGAUGAUGCUCUGGAGUCAGGUGGUUUAGAUCUAAUAAUAGCCCCAGGUGUGGCCUUUACGCGCUCCGGCGAUCGACUUGGACACGGAGGCGGGUAUUACGACAAAUAUCUUGCUGGAUUACGAGACGAUCCUGCAAAUUCACUUAAGGUGGUAGCAAUAGCCUUCAAUUGUCAGCUAGUGGACAAAGUGCCAGUGGAUGCACAUGACCAAAGAAUGGAUGAAGUUAUAUUCGCGGAAUAAUCUAAUUUCUAAUACUGACUCGAAAGUGAUUGUAUUGUGAUAAUUAUUAUGAUAUUGUAACUUAAAAUAAACUUGAAUCAUGUCAAGUGUUACUCGAAUCGAUACUAUGUACUUAUUAUGUUGUAAACAUUAAUAGAUGUAAUGCAUUUCAAAUAUACAUUAUUAUAUUUUACAUAACUCAAUGAGGUUAAUUUUCCAGGUAGUUGAUACUUGAUAAUAUUUCGAGAUCAAAAAUAAUUUUAUUUUUAUUAAAAUAAAACAACAUAUUUGUUUCAUUUAUGUUUAAAUUAUGUUAUAUGUAAAUAAAUUAUGCAACCGUAUAACUGUU
Galleria mellonella (greater wax moth) is the source of this 1086-nucleotide messenger RNA. RefSeq names its product 5-formyltetrahydrofolate cyclo-ligase (gene Mthfs). NCBI's taxonomy places the organism in Eukaryota, Metazoa, Arthropoda, Insecta, Lepidoptera, Pyralidae. The record is from RefSeq and is a predicted model, not a curated record. The transcript has 5 exons. Bases 168 to 758 code for a protein of 196 amino acids. Gene Ontology annotation, molecular function: 5-formyltetrahydrofolate cyclo-ligase activity. Gene Ontology annotation, cellular component: mitochondrion. Gene Ontology annotation, biological process: tetrahydrofolate interconversion; folic acid-containing compound biosynthetic process.